UCUUAUUACUGUAAUUGUGGAGCGGAGAUGAAAGAUAUCUCGCCGGAGCACCCUGGCUAAAUUCAUGGCAGUUCUGAAUAUUAAAAACAGCCUGACGCAAAAGCACAGCCUGUGACACAAACUUGGAAGGGAAGGCGCUGGCUAAUUACAUGUCAAGUGUUGAUGGCUGUGCACAUCCAUCAAGUAGGACUGACAGCUGUGAAGACACCCGGAGAAGAGGCGUCACACUUCUAAAUUGGUUAGGGGGUGUGGAAGGGCUGUUCCUGAAGAAGAACCCGCCCUGCUUUCACUGCUGAGAGACGGCAGCCUGCCAGUCAUUGGUAACCCCUGGUCUACCCUCAGCCUACCUGCACUCCCAGAGAACUAAUGCCGGAUUCCACACUGUGCAGACUGGAGUGAGCUCUUCCUUCACCAAAGACUCCACUCAUCCGCACACAGCCGACUUGCCAUGGAAGAGGAAGGCUUGUUGAAGGAGCGACUUCAAGCUAUAACGGAUAAGAGAAAAAUCCAAGAAGACAUUGCCAAGAAAAGGAGGGAUAUUGAGGAAGAAAAGUUAAAACUUCAGUAUUUGAAGAAGAAAGCUUUGCGGGAGCAAUGGCUUAUGGAUGGACUGAGCCUCCAGAGUGCACAGGAGGAGGAAGCCAUGAGACUACAAGCUCAGGAUGACCAGCAGCAGAGCAAAGUCCUGCAAAGCAAUAUCGAAAGGAUGGAAAUGGAAAUCGAAGCUCUAGAAAAGCAGGAAAUGACGAUUUCUGAAAAUGAGCAGCUCAUUCUGAAACGGCUGAAGGAAGUUGAGAAAACCACCGAGGACAUAAUAAAGAGAGCCACAGCUGGGGCGAAACAGACAAAUGGAAAGGAACUGAGUGAAGACUGCAGACACUUUCGAAUUCAGAAGCAAAAAGAACAAAAAAACUCUCUGGAAGCUGUAACCAUGGAGACCAGCCAGCUAUCUGAAAUGGCCACUGUAAUUGAAUAUAAAAUGGAUUCUUUGGAGAAAGGGAUUGCUGAAAAUAAGGGCUUGAUUGAGGAAGCUGAUUUCUCAGAUUCUGUAGAAACAAGUGUGAUGGAUGACAUUUUGACAGACUUACCAGAAGGCAUAACUGGAACUGAGGAGCACAAUAAGUUAUCAAAUGGGGAUGAGACCGAAAAUCCUUUUCAUAAAGAGGCUAUUGCCUUAGAAACAGGAUCUGACAUUUUCAACCGAACUGAAUCCAUCACCUCAUCCAUUUCUGAUACACCUUCUAGCACAGGAAGCGUUUAUGAAAAUGAACUGGCUCACAAGAGACAAGACUUGCUGAACGAAAGGACACCUGAUAAUUCUGUGCCCACCACAGAUGGGGCUGAAGGUGACUGUGUUACAGAGAAAGCUGAACUUGUACCACAUGAUGUCACUCUGGAAAAUAUGGACCAAACCAAAACACAAGAGUCCCCCUUAGAGCAGUGUACCAGAGAGGAUGCCUCAUCUGACAUCUCCUCAGAAUCAUACCAUGAGCUCGAGGACAACCUUAAUAGCUGCCUGCGCGUUGAAAUUGCCGCUGCUUCCUCCGAUAGUGAGACCGAUGAGAAAUGGAGGACAAUAUUCUCCUCCUCUAUCAAUAAAGAAGAUGAUGAUGAUUAUGAUUUCUUUUUUGGCAAUAGCCUGGAGCAGAGUGCCCGGGAUCUCUUCAUUCAAAAAAGUGACGUGACAGAGAAGAGUCCUGUCAAAACCGAAGUUGAGGCGGAAAUCCCAAUAGAUGAGGAAGUCCUAGCAGAACCGGAGCAACUAAUAGACAAUGACUUAGAGAUACAUGAAAGCCACUAUAAUGACUCUCCCAUUCAUGGGUUGUCAAACAUCUCUGAGGACAAGGACGAGCUCUGUCAGGUUUCAAAACACAACAUGCACCCAAUUCACUCAACGAAGGUUGACCCAGACAAGAAGGUCCCCAAUGAUUACUGUGUCAUUCAAGAGACAAAGAGCGAAAACGUCAGCACAGAACAUGUGGAUUUCCGAGUUGCCCGGAAACAGUGGUUGAAGAUGGAGGAGCAGACCAAAUGCCAGAUGCAACAACCUGCUGCUAAACAGAGCACAUGCCAGGGGGGACACAGCUUUAUGUACACGCCCGUCCGAAACAUCGGCAAGCCUAAGAAGGAUCCUGAAUUUGAGAGUUUCGGGCUGAGGGAGUAUGCACACACACAGUUCAGCCCAAGUUCCGAGGACUCUGGCCUGGAUGACUCCAGCUGCAGGUCUCCUUAUGAUGACCCAGAGACACCUAUUGAGAGGGAAAUCCGUCUGGCGAUGGAACGGGAGGAGAGCCUCAGGCGGGAGAGGGGGAUCUCUAAACCACCACAUGCUAACAAAUGCACACAGGAUGCCAGACCUGUCAUUCUUCUUCCAGGUAAAUUUGAUAAAAGGCUGUGCCAAGAGGUGGAGGAGAAGAGAAAGAUGUUUGAAACCCAGGACAGCUGCAGAUUGUCAAAGUCUCCAAGUGUUAAGACCCCAUCCUUCAUCGUCACAUCUUCUCCAGUAAGGGGCCAGUCAUAUAAUAAUAAUAUCAUCAUCCUGGAGCCUGAUAGCUGCCCUACCAGCCCCAGAAAAGGCCCCAGAGAUGGCGGUGUUCUUUCCCCAGUGGCAAAGAAAUCCAACGAGUGGUCUACAGAGACAUCCAAUGUCAUCAUACUGGAGACAUCCAAUCUGAUCAUCCGCAGUGCGUCCGAGUUCUGCUUGAACACAGUUGGGCAGGAGACUCAGGAGAGCACAUUCCUCAACAACCCCUUCUUCAAACUGCGGUCUAGAAGCACCCAGUCUCUGGUAGACCAGGAGAUACAGAUGGUCAGACAAAGAGAGGAAGAGCUAAAAAGGCAAAGGGAAAGUCUUUAUUCAAAAGAAAACUACAGCACAGUUCUGGUUUCUCCAAAUCUACUUGACAACUUUGAUAAUUCAGAACUCCCAGUGAGAUGCAAGUCUUCACCAUCAUCACCAAUGAAGACUGCCCACAAGAUGGAUCGCUCCACACUCUCCUGCGAAAAUAGGUUUCCCGAAAAUUUCUCCGGAGGACGUCGCAAGAGUGCCAUGGCCUUGCGCUGGGAGGCGGGUAUGUUCACGAAUAACGAGUGAAGCACACGAUGCCGCUGAAAGAGAAUAUUUCUAUAUUUUCGCUCUAUUUUACCAGAAAUGACAAAAAUACUGCAAAGUUUGGUCAUGUAUAAGCAUAAAAUCUGCUGCUUAUUCCAUCCGCAUAUGGGUGAUAUGUUGAAGAGGCAGAUCAUAGUAUUGUGCAAACGCCAAGAUGCCUGGAUGUUUUCUGAAUGUAGUGUCAGCCCUGUUAUUCACUCCCUGCCUAGUGAGUAUUUAAAGCCUAUUUUAAUGUACUGUCUUGGAUAAAAAUAUGUAUUUAUUGUAUUUUCAUAUAGAUUUGUAAUUUUCCUUGCACACAAAAAUGGCCUACCAAUUUUCAACUGUAAAAUCAUAUACAAGCAAUUACAUUCCACAAACAAUUACAUUCCACCAUUACAGUUAAUUAAAAGAACAUAUUUCCCAGAGGUAACUUCAAUUGUAUUUUAGAUGCAUUACAAAUUUGUAAUUAAAAUUUACAUGAAUAAAUAAAUAUAAGACAGGAAAGCAUUUGGACAAAUAAGAAUUUAUUUUACUAAAUUAACCCAGUAACUGACCCUUUUAAAAACGAUUCCCUGAAAAAGCAUUUCCAGAAAUGAAGAAUCAAACAUCAAGCAAUUCAUCAUAAUAAUUGAUCAAAGUAAUUCAAGUGGUAUUUGUGUUUUCUAAUGAUUAGAAUGGUCUCUUUUUGAACUGUGUAUUUGCACUGACUCGUACUUUAUACUCAUGUCUCUACUUAAUACUCACGUCCCUACCAACAUGUAGAAUAGCCCUUUCAACAUAAGUUUUCUAUGGAACAUAAAGAUCAGCGUGCACUUUCUCAAGCAUGGUCAUAAUAAAGAAUGUUCUUUGCCAAUGCCUGUCCUACUUUAGUAGCAUAUGCCAAUUGAAAUGUAAGCAAUCAUAGUCUUCAAUGAUAAAAUAAAGAAUCUUUGAAUUUCAUUAAGAUAAAGCAUCCAAAAUGUAAUUGAGAUACAAUAUGUAUGUGUGACAAUACAGAAUCAUUUUGUACCAAGCCGGCUGUGAAAACACCUACACAGUGGAAUUGCUAAACAGCCUAUUGAAGAAAUCAGAUAUCUGGGUAAUUUAGCAAGAGGCCCAUACAAAAACAGACAAAGGGACAAAAGAGCAGAAUUAUUGAUUUAUAUAUGGAAACAGACAUAGGGAAGAAUUGUUGCCAGACUGACACUUGUCAAAAAAGAUUUAUUUUUCAAGCUACAUUGUCCAAACCAGAAGCUCCUGGAAGCAAUGGCAAGGGCAUUAUACAGACAAAUGCAUACUAUUACUAGUUAUGGUAAAAGAAGUCCGUAUGGCUAGGCUAUUUCUCAUUAGGCUGCUGGUUGAUGUUCCCUGAACCAUAGCUAAGUGUUAAGUAUUAUAGUCAGCAUAGUGUUACAUGUUGACUCUAACAAAACUGCUAGCUUUCAAACAAGGUGUGUUAGAUACUAUAAUUUAAAAUAGUAAUUUAGCCAUGUAGCUGAGUGAACAUUAGCUAAGUAAAAACUGGAGAGUUAGCUGGCCAAUGUCAUUCGUUAAGGUGCUAGCCUGCUGAGAUGACAAUAAUUGCAACAAUGAUCCACAAUAUAGUAGUAAAACACUUGUAAUUCACCACAGGAAAAUUGCAUUGGACAGUUUCACUGAAUCCAUGUUGGUCAUUCUUGAUCGUAGCCAUGCCUAUCCUUUGUUGCACCGCUGGGGGUAGUAGGCCAUCAAACUAAUGUAACCAUGCAUUGUAUUGUUGUCUGAUCUGAGCAGAACUGGUGCAGUGUUAUAAAUUUUGCAUUUAUAAUUUAUAUCAAGCUAAAUGAAGUAUUUAAAUGAAUGACCUAUUUGCAUUAUCCAGUUGCCUUUCCCUGUUUUUCUAGGCCCAGUCUCAUCCAUCUAGACCAGCUAAUUAGGCCAACUAUAAUAUCAGCCUACUUUCCCGAAAGCCAGUAUUGCAGAUAUGCAUUCAAAUAGCCUACGUAUGCUACAAAAAUCCAUUAAGCUUAUUUUAAAGUAAUGGAUUCUGUUCUUUUUACUUCAAUGAUCACUUUCAAUGACGCAAGUCCCCUGCAGAAAAUUCUAGCUAAAACAGUUGAGAAAAUAAGCUGGUCUUCAAUGUUCAUAGCUGAUUAAAGUGUGUUAGGCUGGUAGAGUAAGCUGGUGGACUUGCUGACUAUAGGCUGGUGAACACCUGGUUUCAGCUGGUCGACCAGCUGAAACCAGACAGAAGUGUCGAAAACACAGUUUAAAUCAUCUUGACCAGCUUAGGCCGGUUUACUGUAAAAUGAAAUCUUCAGCAGGGUCAAUAGCUUAUGCCUUUAAUCCGACAGAAUAAUGAUUAUCACUAAAUAAUAAUGUAAUAUCUACUGUAUAUGCUAAAUAUAGCCUACAGUUCCUAACUUGCAUGGGAAUUUCAGGUAGAAAAUAUAGGCCUAAAUGUCAGUGUAUGGUUUAGGAGUAGUGACUGAUGCACAUCUCUUUACAGUCCUUAAGGACAUUUCAAAAGCAAAGUCCCUUUAGCUUACCAAUGAGCAGAAGACUGUUAAAAUACAUGUAUAAUAUCCAGACAACAUUAACUGCCACAUAUUAACUACAAAAUAUUUAUUUUAUUUAAAUAUUUUCCCCAUUGAAGUCAAUGAAGCAAUUCCUUGAUUGCCUGUUGUUGCUAGGGGAAUUCUAUGAUGCCUGACAUCGAGCUGGCUUCUUCCAUUGGGAAUCAUACAACUACACAUAUAAUGUUAAAUUUACUCUGCUCAACGAAUGCCCAAUGCCCUCAGUACCUUCUAAGAUCACACACAUCUUACUUACGUAUCAUGGGUAGUGAUGUCAGUGGGACCGAAAAUGCAGCUUGGUCUUUCAAAAAAUGUGUAAAGCAGCGUUUAAACCAACACUUUUGCAAGGUCUUACAUUUAAAAUGUUGUGUAUUUGUAUGCUUCUCUGUGCAGCCAUUUUUGCUUACAAUAUGUACUACAAACCAUUAUUGUUGGCUUUGUAUGAAUUUCAAAUAUUUAAAUCUGCGUGAAGAAAUUCAUUUAGGGGACAGAAGCAUUCAAAUUGGCUUCUUUACGAAGCUGAUCUUUGGGAGGAACAGAAGGUCUUGUAUAUGAGGUGUCAAAAUAUUUCUUCAAAAUAAAGAUAUAUGGACAAACAA
Anguilla anguilla (European eel) is the source of this 6227-nucleotide messenger RNA. RefSeq names its product palmdelphin b (gene palmdb). The record is from RefSeq and is a predicted model, not a curated record. Gene Ontology annotation, cellular component: membrane; cytoplasm. Gene Ontology annotation, biological process: regulation of cell shape. The transcript has 9 exons. NCBI's taxonomy places the organism in Eukaryota, Metazoa, Chordata, Actinopteri, Anguilliformes, Anguillidae. The coding region runs from base 449 to 3094 and encodes 881 amino acids.